ACCAUCACCCUCACCAGGUUCUCGCAACAUUCGCAGCCAUCAUUCCGCACGCCAACGACGAUGGAUUGGAUUGGAUUGGGUGGAUGGUGCGAUGGCAAGGGCGCCGAGGUAAAGGCAGUCGAGGGAGCGGGGUGGACACAACAAAUUCCGAAUCCCGCAUGAGUUGUCAUGGGGGGGCUUUUUUGGAAGGUUAAGGCCGGUUGGAAGCACGCGAGAGCAUUGUUUUUGUAGUAGGCAGUGAGGGGGUGGCAUUGUGCGCCCUUCGUCGUUGGUGAUCAUCCUCUUCUCUCUUGUCGCCAAAUCGCAUCGGUCGCGUCGACGCGAUAUUUCGCAUUGCCGGAUCCGAAUUGGUAUCCAUGGAUCAUCGCGCAUUGGCUGGAAUUGGCUAGGAUUGGAGGCUAUCGAGGGCGGCGAAUUCUUCUUCCUCUUCUUCUUCUUCUUCUUCUUCUUCUUGGUUUGGCAUCAAAGAUAGAGCAUAGAGUCCCUCCCAUUCCACGGGAAGGGGAAGCUAUGGAUAGAUAGGUGGGGAGCUGGACCGAAUCAUAGAGGCCUCAAGGAAUUGGUCAGGGAAGCAGGGAUCAAGAUCACAGGAUCAAGAUCACAAUCUACAAACUGUAGCAGUGAUCGCUAAUUCGAUCGGUCGAUUAUGCUGGAGGGCGAGCGCAGCCUGACUAGCCCCGCGGAGCACGGCCAUCACCAUGAUCACGAGCAUCAGGGGUUUCUGCCUCCCCCAACGUAUUUUCCCCCGCCGGGCGGCGAGACUGGCGGCGACGAGGACGAGGAGCUGUCUGUUCUUCCCAGGCACACCAAGGUUGUGGUGCGAGGUAACAAUCGCACAAAGUCGGUUCUUGUGGGGCUGGAGGGCGUUGUCAAGAAGGCCGUGGGACUUGGAGGCUGGCAUUGGCUGGUGCUGACCAACGGGGUGGAGGUGAAGCUCCAGAGGAACGCGUUGACGGUGAUCGAGCCACCCACAGGGCAGGAGGAGGACGAUGAGAUUGAGAUCCCUGUGACCAGCGACACGGUGCUAGACGAUUUCCCUAGAACAUUUAAGCCCCGCGUGAGGCAAAAGCCAGCCAAAGCAGACACUGGUGCUACCGCCACGACCCCUAGCAUUACUGCAUCACCAUCGCCUCCGCCGCCUCCGCCGCCACCACCACCGCCACCAGCGGCAGCGCCAUCGCCUCCUCACCAGCUAGAUUUGACGACGCAGCAGCAGCAGCCGCAGCCGCAGCCGCAGCCGCAGCUCUGUGUGGACAAGAGGGUAGCAGAAGCGAUGCCGUCGGCCGAAAUCCCGGUUGUGGACCUGAGCAAGCUGGAGACGGCGGCCCUCCGCAAGUACAGGAAGCACUUCAAGCUUAGCGAUGUAGGCCGUAAUUCGUCCAAGGAGCAGCUGUUGCGCGCCAUCGAGAAGCACUUUGUUGCAUAUCAACUGGAUGAACUGGACGUGAUAACGGGCUUCCUUCAAGCUGCCAAGCGUCUCAAAACAUGAACCAACAAGCCAAACAAGCCAAACAAGAAAGAGAAGAGCGGUACUAACAAAACAACCAACACCUGCCGUCUCGUUGUACAUACAAGGAGAAGCAAAAGAGGAUAUAUGUUUC
Molecule: messenger RNA, 1601 nt
Organism: Selaginella moellendorffii
Lineage: Eukaryota; Viridiplantae; Streptophyta; Lycopodiopsida; Selaginellales; Selaginellaceae
Exons: 6
Coding region: 647-1489 (280 amino acids)
Biological process (GO): regulation of DNA-templated transcription
Cellular component (GO): histone deacetylase complex
Molecular function (GO): protein binding; transcription coregulator activity
Source: RefSeq, a predicted model, not a curated record